AUGAAUUUGUUGAGUUUUAACAUUCAUGGGUGUGACUCUUCACUAAAGAGAAGAAGGGUUGGUAAAAUUAUUACUGAAGGAAAAAUUAAUUUCUAUUUGAUUCAGGAGACAAAGAUUAAGGUAUUUAAUGAUAAAUUAGGUAGAUGUAUAUGGGGAAAUGGUGAUUAUGAUUGGUCCGCUUCUGGCUCGGUUGGACAAUAUUGGGGAUUAUUGUUAAUCUGGAAGAAGAUCCUUUUAUGUCCCUUGUUUACCUUUAAAGGAAAAGGCUAUUUGGGUGUGCAUGGACAAUGGAAAGGAACAAAUUGUUUCAUAGUAAACAUAUACUCCUCAUGUAGCAUUGUGGAUAAAAGAUUACUAUGGUCUGAGUUGCUCAAUUUGAAAUCUAGUAUGCCUUUGGGGGAAUGGUUGAUUGGAGGAGAUUUUAACGCAGUCAAGACAACUUCAGAAAGGAUGGGUAGGGGUCGACCAAAUUUUGUUGAAAUGGAAGAGCUCUCAUAUUUCAUUGAUGCAAUCGGUUUGAUUGAUUUACUUGUUGUGGGGAAUAUGUUUACUUCGUUUAACUCUAGUGGAAAGUGUAGGAGCAGACUUGAUCGUAUUUUAUUGUCUGAUUACUUGAUAAGGAGGUGGAAGGUGGUGGCUCAAAAGGUGGAUGACAAAGACGUCUUAGAUCAUAGGUUGGUGUGGCUAUAUUCCAAUAACGCAAACUGGGAGCCAAAAACUUUCAAGCUUAGUUUGAUCAUCCAGAGUUUUUAG
Molecule: messenger RNA, 753 nt
Organism: Lathyrus sativus (Indian pea)
Lineage: Eukaryota; Viridiplantae; Streptophyta; Magnoliopsida; Fabales; Fabaceae
Source: the annotation of a GenBank genome assembly